Messenger RNA from Coregonus sp. 'balchen', 34491 nucleotides. NCBI's taxonomy places the organism in Eukaryota, Metazoa, Chordata, Actinopteri, Salmoniformes, Salmonidae. The record is from the annotation of a GenBank genome assembly.
GCGGUUUAGCGGAGGGAAGGUGGGAUCCUGUCUCUAACUGGCUACUUCAUCCCUCUGUCCUGGUCUGGUGUGUAGCCUGAGGGAGCUGUGGUUCUGAUGAGAGCUCUGGGAGUUAGAGCCAGAGAGAGGAGCACCGAGGACCUGCUAUGGCCAGCGGUACGUACUAUAACACUGGCUACUACACUUUCACUAAUAUGUCAACUACAGCUCUGGUCUCUUCUCCUUCCUCCACCUAACCCUCCUGUUUAUCUUGCAGCAGCAGAUGGUGUAGGGAGCCUGGGGAGCCUGGGGGCGGAGCAGCACCUCAGUGUCCAUGACCACGUAGUGAACGACCACGGAGCCUGGGCCACCGCCAUGAACAACCUGGGCAUCGUACCCAUGGGCCUCAGCGGGCAGCAACUGGUCUCAGGUAGGGCAUUGGCAGGCCUCCUUCUCACCCUCCUCCUACCUUAUCCCCCUCUCCUCUGUUUACAAAUUCUUCAUUCUAAUUUUUCAAUAUUGUCGAGGCCAUAAGAAAGGAAAGAGUCCACAGGUUUGGAAACGUUUGAGAAUAUCGUAAAGGCAUCAAGUGAACUUUGCACUUCCAUCAAGAGCCCCAUUAUUCCUAUGAUGGCAUCCUACUCCUCCUUCCCUUCCUCAGCUCCACCCACACAGGGCAGGCCAGUCAACGAUUACCAUAGAACUAGAAUAGAUAGAUACUGUAUAUCCCUGUGGCAGGGAAUCCAGGCUGCAGCAUGCUAUACCAAACCAGCUCUGCCAAUACCUUUACUGGGCAGCAGAGUCGUUAUUAUAUGUUAAACUGUGUUCUAGUCUAUCUGCUGGGGGAUAGUUUGAGGAAGUAAGUAUGCUGAGAUAGAGACAUCGUUCAUACAAUCCCCUUUGUUUUCUUAUGAUACAAUAUUCAGAUGUAUACAAGGAAGACAUAAGAAGAUAUGACCUAAGAUUCGGUAUAUAUUACAAGUCAAAUCCCACAGACUCUACCAUUGUCUUCUGACAAUCAGCAUCGAUAAUCACAACAUUUCCCAAAUUCAGUACACAAUUCCUCAGGCACGUGCCCACUGUAGGAUUGUUCUAAUUGUUGUGUCCCCUUCAGCAGCUAGAUAACAGACAUGAUUAUCUAGACGUUGUUCCCUCCCUGCAGAGUGGCUGACUGAGGAUAGGAACAAUACACUGAAACCUCUGGUCUCUUCUCUAAUGGCCCGACUACAUGUCUGUCUCUACGCUGAUGCUAAUGGUGUUUGUGUGUGUGUGUUUGUGCGUGUGCAUGUGUUUGUGUGUGUGCAUCCUCUUGUAAUUACCAUUAUGACAGCGUAGCCACCGAGGAUAGAGGGAAAUCCGGCUGAUUAAAAUUCAUGAACAGAUUUCAGAUCAUGCAUAUUUAUGGAAUUGUUAUAAGUAGGGAUGGAAGGCUCUGUCAUUUGAAUUGUAUAUUGUGAGUUCCUUUAGUUUUGAGCGGUCUGGGAAAUCAGUCAGGACUGAGGUUCUGGAUGAUUAGCUAAGCUUCUCGCUAGGAGACUUUGCUUAAUAGAUUCUUGCUGGAAAAAAAUGCCUCUGGUCCUUUGCAAUGGAUGACAUUUUGGCGUAUACACACACACAGCCACGGACACAUGUGCACCCGCCCACAUGCACACAAGGUUUGGGCACUUCAAAGAGGACCCAGUCACACUAAGAACUUUGAAAACUAACAGAUUCUUCUCUACCAAUAACAUUAUUAUUAUUAUAUAUAAUGUGGACAGGACUGGAAAGACAGUCUCACACACACACACACACACACACACACACACACACACACACACACACACACACACACACACACGCUGUGAGAACUAGCCUAGUGAGGUUCUUCCAGACCAAUAAGACUAUUAUAACAGCUAAGGAGGACAGGGCUGGAAAAACACUCAGCUUUAAAAUAUCACCAACAUCUGGUUCUAAUAAAAAUUUUGUUCUCAGUCCCCUCAUAUGUUAUUCAAGUAUAUAACAAAAGAAACCACUCUAUGGACUAUUAUAUGGAAAUGUAUGUAAUACUAUAAAUGUAUAACGUAUAGUCUGGGCCUCUGUCAUGAUCCCUGGUGAGUCUGCAGUUAAAAUUGAACCACACUGAUCUCACUUGUAUUAUAUUUUCAGUUAUGGAUUUAUAUUAAAAACGCUAAGCUCCUCCAAAUGUACAGGUCCAUUUUAUUUGGACUUAAUUUCAACAUAUUUCAUGAAAUCCAUUAGCAGAAUUGUUUUCUAUAAGGAUUUGGAUAGUUUCGCUGUGAUCAGUCCCUAUAUAUAGCAGCUUCCCUGCACUCUGAGUUGUCAUUGUGAGAGCUGCAUUGUGAAGUUCAUUAAAUGAGCACACAGGGAGAUUUGGAGGCUGAGUUUGUGUAAACCCUGAAUAACUGAAUACAUGGUUUUAACUCCGGAAAGCUGAGUUUUUUGAAGCAGUGCCUUCUGAAAGUAUUCUCACCCUUUGACUUUUUCCACAUUUUGUUGUGUUACAAAGUGGGAUUAAAAUGGAUUUAAUAUAAUUAUUUUGCCAACGAUCUACACAAAAUACUCAUAUCAAAAGUGGAAGAAAAAUUCUAACAUUUGUAAAAAAAAAUCUAUUAAAAAUAAAACAGUAAUAUAUCUUGAUCAGAUAGAAGGCUGAAAAGAUUUAGCAUGGGCCCUCAGAUCCUCAAGAAGUUCUACAGCUGCACCAUUGAGAGCAUCUUGACUGGCUGCAUCACCGCUUGGUAUGGCAACUGCUUAGCAUCCGACCGUAAGGCGCUACAGGGGGUACAUCACUGGGGCCGAGCUCCCUGCCAUCCAGGACCUCUAUACCAGGCGGUGUCAGAGGAAAGCCACCCAAGCCAAAAGCUAUGUUUCCAUUAACUUGUGCAGUGAUUUUUUGUUGACAUUUAGAAAGUUCGCAUAGAAAAUAGAUGCAUCAAUUUCCUGCUAGGGUGCAUUUCCAUUUAACUAUUGUGUGUCGAUCAAAACAGCUGGACGUAAUGAUAUCAACCCCCCCCCCCCAAAAAAAAAGAAGCAUAAAUGUAGUGGUUGAAGUGUUUCCAUUACCCACUUAGAUAAAUUACGCAUUAAUAAAUUGGCGACACCUAUCUGUUUCAUGUCUGAGGUAGCCUGCGAAAACCAACAUGGAUAGAAUGCAAUAAUUUACAAAUAUUUGCCAUAUCCUAAUAAUUAUCAUGUGCCAAUGUAUCGCCACGGUCUGAGCCAUGGUGAAACAUGCACUCCUGUAAAUCUGAAAUAAUUGGAAGGGAAACUUGCCAGCCAACCAGAAAAGCAAGGCGAAGCAAUUCAGGCAUUCGGUUUGGAGCGUUGGGCCGGUGGCCGAGAGGUGGCUGGUUCGGGUCCCCGAUUCGACUAGGUGGGGGAUCUGUCGAUGUGCAUUUGGGCGGGGCGCUUGACCCUGGUUGCUCCUGUGGGUCGCUCUAGAUGGGAUUUUCUGCUAGAUGACUGGAAUGUGAUGUAAAUGUUGAGCGGCUUCACUGCAGGUAGAUUGUAUGUUUUAAAAUUCCAUAAAAAUAAAUCAAUAAAUCAGGCAUUCUUGAAAGUCAGGACAAUCUUUGUCCUGCAAAGAAACAUUAUUUUUAUAGUUGAAAAAGUGAUUUUGCAAGCAGUAGGCCUAGGCAUUUAGAAUUAAAUAUGGAGUGGAGCGUUAUAGUUACGCGGUGACAUCAUAUGCCUGCCUACCUUCAAAAUGAUUCGGCAUCAUCAUUUAUUAGAAAAACACAAUUUCCAUCAUCAUUUGUCGCAAUAAAGAAAGUUAGACAAAAGAAAAAUCACCCCUGUCGAACAGAUAACAUUUUUGUUGAUCUUUAGAAAAUGUCUCCUAUAUCUACAUGUUAAACCCUAUUAUUGCACAUGCAACUUAUUAUGUGACUUGUUAAGCAAAUGUAUAUUCCUGAACUUAUUUAGGCUUGACAUAACAAAGGGGUUGAAUACUUAUUGACUAAAGACAUUUCAGCUUUUCAUUUUUAAUUAAUUUGUAACAAUUUCGGGAAAACAUAAUUCCACUUUGACAUUAUGGGGUAUUGUGUGUAAGCCAGUGACAAAAAAUCUGAAUUUAAUCAAUUUUAAAUUCAGGCUGUAACACAACAAAAAGUGGAAUAAGUCAAGGGGUGUGAAUACUUUCUGAAGGCACUGUAGGACUGUUAUUACACUGGGGGGAAAAUAUCACUGCAUUGAGUGUGCUAGAUUUUGUACUUUCUUAAGUGUGACUGGAAAGUCAAGGCAGAGUUUGACUGGCUGAUUUGAUUGGUUUCACCCUAUCCAACCCUCUCAGAUCUGGGAUUACUUGAGGAAAAGAAGGAAGGAAAGAAUCAGAGCGGCCCAUCGUCACUGUGGUUCCAUUGGGUCAGUACUGUACAGUCCUUCUCCUCCUUAAUCAGCUAAGAGACAGCAGGGACGGCUGGACUGGAUCCACCCUCCUUAGAGCCAAGGAAAAGACAGAUUAAUACUGAUAUCCUCCUGGAGCACAGAACUCAGGUCCAAGAGAGAGAGAUGGAGAGAUCUGGAAUGAAAGAGAGAGAGGGAAAGAGACACUGGGGGACAGUUCAGAGACUGGGGGAGAGAGAGAGAAGAAAAUGAGAAAGCUAAUGGGGGUUACAGAGUGUGUGUGAUGGAUGACAUCUCACCUUCACGGUAAUUAAGAGCAGCUGUUUCCUGAGGGGAGAUCCAGAGCCUAGUGAACCCAGUGGCCGCCCACACAAACCUGCUGAGGGGAGAGAACAGAGGGAGGGAGGAAAGGAAAAGAGAGAGAGAGAAAUUAAAUGAUGAGAAAAACAAAGUGUGAACUCUCUCCCCCUGGCAGACGUUAACAGAGCGUGGCCGGGCCCAGGGAGGAAAACUAACAGCCUUUAAUUAUUUUCACCAGGAGGGUAAAAGAAAGAGAGGAAAAUAAAAACAGCAUUAGUUGAUGAUGAAUGUGGUGAGAGGAGACAUGUCAUUUACCUUUUAGGAUUACACAGAGAACACUUGAAUUAGUUUUCCACAGAUCCACAAUCUCAGAUUACACAUGAUAGUGAUUCGGGAGAUUUAUGGGAGAUAAUCUUCUAGAUUUCUUUUCUCUCUCUUUUCUCUCUCCAGCCUCAAGGACUUGCAGCUUCUCUUAAAAACUCCUUCUCUGUAAUAAAACACACUUGAGUUAUUCACAGCGCCAGACACUUUCUUUUCGAGGCUUCGCCAGACACAGCCAGUAUAGAAGCAGGACUUAUUUGCUUUGCAGCCUCUUUAGAACAGCAAAUAUUGCAAUGUAGGAACUUAUGUUGAGCACUGGAAUCUUUCUGAUAGCAUCACAUAGAAUCAAUCUCACUCCUACACACGCACUCUUCACACUCACCUGCUGGCAAACUUAAAUCUGCUGUGAGGACUUGAUUAAUGAUUUCAGUUCUGAUUCUACAUUCUUAUAUUUAUAUCUGUAUCCCUGACUAUAUGUAUCCCUGACAAUCUAAAUCCCUGACUAUCUGUAUCCCUGACUAUCUGUAUCCUCACAGUAGCGACAGGCUUGUCUGACAGCUGCAGUCAGAUUGGUUUCUACUCUAAUUGUAGAUCAGUGUCUGUUCUCUCGCUCAGACCCUGUGUGACUGUAUAGGGCCUGAGAAAGCAGCCAGGGAGAUUUCUGCUGAUGUCUUGUCCAUUCUACCACUCUCAUCUUGUUGUGUUCUGAAGAUAUGAAUAGGCUGUGUCCAUCUAUCUCUGUCUCUGUCUCUGUCUCUGUCUCUGUCUCUGUCUCUAUCUCUAUCUCUAUCUCUAUCUCUGUCUCUGUCUCUGUCUCUGUCUCUGUCUCUGUCUCUGUCUCUGUCUCUGUCUCUCUCUAUCUCUAUCUCUAUCUCUAUCUCUAUCUCUAUCUCUAUCUCUAUCUCUAUCUCUAUCUCUAUCUCUAUCUCUAUCUCUAUCUCUAUCUCUAUCUCUAUCUCUAUCUCUAUCUCUAUCUCUAUCUCUGUCUCUGUCUCUGUCUCUGUCUCUGUCUCUGUCUCUGUCUCUGUCUCUGUCUCUGUCUGCACCUCUCUUCUGCUCUCUUCCUCUCCUCCAGACUAACUUUUCUUCUCUUCCCUCUCUCCUCCAGAUUCUAUCUGUAUCCAGGGUUUUGACCCAGGGUUGGGUCUCUUAGCUCCCAUCAACCCCAUGAUGGCAGGUAUCAGCCUGGUCCCUCCUCCCCCUGGUCCCCCUGAGAUGCCCAUCAUCAAGGAGAUCAUCCACUACCAGAGCUGCACCCUCUUCCCUCAGAACCCCAGUAAGACUCACACACGCACCAACACACAUCCAUGUGCACACACACACACACACACAUACACAUGGACGCACACACACACGGACACACUCACUCUUGCAUGCUUUUCUAUCCUUUUUGUCUAAAUGAGUAUAAAUGCGUUCAGAUAUUGACUGUCCGUAAUAUGGUCAAAGGAAUUGCCACUAGAUGUGACCUGAGCAUGUAUGUUGUUCCAGACCUGCCUCCUCCGUCAACACGGGAGCGGCCCCCAGGGUGUAAGACGGUGUUUGUGGGGGGUCUGCCUGAGAAUGCCAGCGAGGAGAUCAUCAGGGAGGUGUUUGAUCAGUGUGGUGAGAUCAUUGCCAUCAGGAAGAGCAAGAAGAACUUCUGUCACAUCCGCUUCAGUGAGGAGUUCAUGGUGGACAAGUCCCUCUACCUCUCUGGUCAGUACUAUACAAUACCAAUACUAUAUCUAUACACACAACUUAUAUACAAUGCUGUCUACCUCUCCGGUCAAUACUAUACUAUACUACUGUAUACUAUACUUUAAUAUACUACUGUAUACUUUACUAUACUAUACUAUACUACUGUAUGCUUUACUUUACUAUGCUAUACUUUACUUUACUAUUGUAUGCUAUACUAUACUCUACUACGCAAAUGCUAUGCUAUACACACAACAUAUAGACACAAUCCUCUACCUCUCUGGUCACUGGUCAGCAUAACUACUGUAUAUGUUUGCAGCAGUUUUAAAGUAUUCAGUUUUAAUAGAAUAUGUAUUAACAAUAUGAAUAUGAAUAUGUGUCCUGAAGUUCAACACUUAAAGCAGAAGAGAGAAAUUAAAUGAUAACAACUAUGCAGGCUGGAGCCAAAAUAAAUAGAAUGUAGCUAUGCAGGCUGGAGGUGAAAGAAAUAGACUGUAGCUAUGCAGACUGGAGGUGAAAGAAAUAGACUGUAGCUAUGCAGGCUGGAGGUGAAAGAAAUAGAUUGUAGCUAUGCAAGCUGGAGGUGAAAGAAAUAGACUGUAGCUAUGUAGGCUGGAGGUGAAAGAAAUAGAUUGUAGCUAUGCAGGCUGGAGGUGAAAGAAAUAGACUGUAGCUAUGCAAGCUGGAGGUGAAAUAAAUAGACUGUAGCUAUGCAGGCUGGAGGUGAAAGAAAUAGACUGUAGCUAUGCAGGCUGGAGGUGAAAGAAAUAGACUGUAGCUAUGCAGGCUGGAGGUGAAAGAAAUAGACUGUAGCUAUGCAAGCUGGAGGUGAAAUAAAUAGACUGUAGCUAUGCAAGCUGGAGGUGAAAGAAAUAGACCGUAGCUAUGCAGGCUGGAGAUGUGAAUAUGGAUAGUUGAAAAUGUAGAGUUUGUCCUUUUGGUUUGCUAAUGGUCUUUGUGGUGGUACGUGGGGUAGAGAAUGUAGGCAUUUGUAAUAUUGUAUACUUUGAUUGUAUCUGACUGUAUGAGUAUGAGUUUACAUGACUGGAUACACAAUUUGUGUGUUGUGUGUUUGUCUGUGUACAUGUGUAUAUAUGUGUCUGUGUGUGAGUGUGUUGAAUGUACAGUGGGGAAAAAAAGUAUUUAGUCAGCCACCAAUUGUGCAAGUUCUCCCACUUAAAAAGAUGAGAGUGGCCUGUAAUUUUCAUCAUAGGUACACGUCAACUAUGACAGACAAAUUGAGAAAAAGAAAUCCAGAAAAUCAUAUUGUAGGAUUUUUAAUGAAUUUAUUUGCAAAUUAUGGUGGAAAAUAAGUAUUUGGUCACCUACAAACAAGCAAGAUUUCUGGCUCUCACAGACAUGUAACUUCUUCUUUAAGAGGCUCCUCUGUCCUCCACUCGUUACCUGUAUUAAUGGCACCUGUUUGAACUUGUUAUCAGUAUAAAAGACACCUGUCCACAACCUCAAACAGUCACACUCCAAACUCCACUAUGGCCAAGACCAAAGAGCUGUCAAAGGACACCAGAAACAAAAUUGUAGACCUGCACCAGGCUGGGAAGACUGAAUCUGCAAUAGGUAAGCAGCUUGGUUUGAAGAAAUCAACUGUGGGAGCAAUUAUUAGGAAAUGGAAGACAUACAAGACCGCUGAUAAUCUCCCUCGAUCUGGGGCUCCACGCAAGAUCUCACCCCGUGGGGUCAAAAUGAUCACAAGAACGGUGAGCAAAAAUCCCAGAACCACACGGGGGGACCUAGUGAAUGACCUGCAGAGAGCUGGGACCAAAGUAACAAAGCCUACCAUCAGUAACACACUACGCCGCCAGGGACUCAAAUCCUGCAGUGCCAGACGUGUCCCCCUGCUUAAGCCAGUACAUGUCCAGGCCCGUCUGAAGUUUGCUAGAGUGCAUUUGGAUGAUCCAGAAGAGGAUUGGGAGAAUGUCAUAUGGUCAGAUGAAACCAAAAUAUAACUUUUUGGUAAAAACUCAACUCGUCGUGUUUGGAGGACAAAGAAUGCUGAGUUGCAUCCAAAGAACACCAUACCUACUGUGAAGCAUGGGGGUGGAAACAUCAUGCUUUGGGGCUGUUUUUCUGCAAAGGGACCAGGACGACUGAUCCGUGUAAAGGAAAGAAUGAAUGGGGCCAUGUAUCGUGAGAUUUUGAGUGAAAACCUCCUUCCAUCAGCAAGGGCAUUGAAGAUGAAACGUGGCUGGGUCUUUCAGCAUGACAAUGAUCCCAAACACGAAGGAGUGGCUUCGUAAGAAGCAUUUCAAGGUCCUGGAGUGGCCUAGCCAGUCUCCAGAUCUCAACCCCAUAGAAAAUCUUUGGAGGGAGUUGAAAGUCCGUGUUGCCCAGCGACAGCCCCAAAACAUCACUGCUCUAGAGGAGAUCUGCAUGGAGGAAUGGGCCAAAAUACCAGCAACAGUGUGUGAAAACCUUGUGAAGACUUACAGAAAAUGUUUGACCUGUGUCAUUGCCAACAAAGGGUAAAUAACAAAGUAUUGAGAAACUUUUGUUAUUGACCAAAUACUUAUUUUCCACCAUAAUUUGCAAAUCAAUUCAUUAAAAUCCUACAAUGUGAUUUUCUGGAUUAUUUUUUCUCAUUUUGUCUGUCAUAGUUGACGUGUACCUAUGAUGAAAAUUACAGGCCUCUCUCAUCUUUUUAAGUGGGAGAACUUGCACAAUUGGUGGCUGACGAAAUACUUUUUUCCCCCACUGUAUCUGUAUGGUUGUGUUUAGUGUAUCUGACCGCUAACUGCCAUGUUUCUCCAGGCUACCGGAUGCGUAUCGGCUCCAGUACAGAUAAGAAGGACUCAGGGAGGAUGCACGUGGACUUUGCUCAGGCCAGAGACGACCUAUAUGAGUGGGAAUGUCAACAGAGGCUGCUGGCCAGGGAGGAACGACACCGACGCAAGAUCAACGAAGACUUCCUCCGCCCGCCCUCGCCACCUCCCAUCAUGCACUUCUCCGAGCAUGAGGCGGGACAGCUGGCGGAGAGAUUGAAAGGUGAGUGGACCAAUGAGCAUGAUGUGUGUGUAUGUCACCCCCACCCUCUACCACUAUGUCCAGCUGUGCCUCUAGCUGCUGGCUGCCGCUGUGUGUGCUGCGUGUGCUGCAGGUGGGCCAUGGUGGUGGAUAAAUGUGUGUAAUGGUCCAAACUGCACACUGUUUUACAGAGCCCGUCCUAAUUUACAGUAUAGGAAUAAUCUAUAAUUAUUGUCUUAGUAUCAUAUAGAGCAAUGUACCAUUCCUCUGUCAUGUCAAAUUGAUAAGAAAUGUCAGACGGAAUUACCUAUGAAAAUGGUUACAUUACCGUUUACAUUUAUCAUUUCUCAUAUAAUCUAAAUGAGUUAUUGAUCUAAAACACUGUCUGCUAGAACUCUCUGACACACUACACAUCCUCUAUCUGCAUGAGAAGUACAGUCAUGGCUAUCAUUUUCCUUCCUUAUAACACCCUCAAUACUGUUAUUAUAACCCAGUAGCAUUACCUUAAUAUGUGGAUCUGAAAUCCUUCCUGGACAGAGAGCUAGUGUAAUGACAUCAUGCUGUGUUAUCAUCUGUUCUUUACUUAACAGACAGAGAGAUGUAAAUAACCUGAGGCAGAGAGAAAGGGAGUGAGGGAUGAAUUGUGGAGGUGAUGUAGAAAAAGAGAGGAGUGAGAGAUGAGGGAUGAGCUGUUGCACAGGUGUGUGGAGGUCAAUGCUCAACCUCUUAAAUCCUUUCUUCUUUUAUCUUCACCCUCUCCUCCCUCUGUUCCCUCUCCUCCCUCUGUUCCCUCUUCUCCCUAUGUUCCCUCUCCUCCCUCUCCUCCCUCUGUUCCCUCUCCUCCCUCUACUCCCUCUACUCCCUCUGUUCCCUCUCCUCCCUCUCCUCCCUCUCCUCCCUCUGUUCCCUCUCCUCUCUCAGUUCCCUCUCCUCCCUCUCCUCCCUCUCCUCCCUCUCCUCCCUCUGUUCCCUCUCCUCCCUCUCCUCCCUCUCCUCCCUCUGUUCCCUCUCCUCCCUCUCCUCUCUCUGUUCCCUCUCCUCCCUCUCCUCCCUCUCCUCCCUCUGUUCCCUCUGUUCCCUCUCCUCCCUCUCCUCCCUCUGUUCCCUGUUCCCAAGUUUAAUCUGAUAGGGGAGUUUGACUCUGUUGCCCCCUCUACCUCAUCAGCCAUCAGUCAGCUCCAACCCCUACAGCAGUAACAACAGACAUGUCACAUGAACCAUUGGAGGAGUCACAUUGAUACAAUAGAUAUGAGGCAGAGAGUCUUUUUCUCUAUCAUCUCUCAAUGAAGCGUAUGAUAAUGUGAUGGGUCACGGCUGGGAGAUGUCAUGCUGUGUUCUCACCAGUUACCACCCCUCCCACCCCCCUCCCCUUAUUGUACACCCCUUCCUUCCCUUCAUCACAUUCCCUGGAGCUCAGAAUUCCUAGAUUUCUUUGUCACGCUGGUGGGAAAUGUGUGUCGUCCUGCCUCCUCAUUCCAAUCGCUGAUGCUUCAUUUCUUUUCCCAUUCUGUGCUUUCCUGCUAAUAUUGCUUCUCUCUUUCUCUCUCUCUGUGCGAUCUUCCUUGUCCCCCUAUUCUGUUCAGAGCGGUGUUUGAAAGUGUUCUGUUUCUUCAUAAUCAUAUUCAUUCAAACAGCCUCUGGUUAAUGCUUUUACAUUCUCAGGCGGGUAAAUACCUUAAUCAUAUUCAUUACAACAUUACAGAGCAUUACUCUGUCUCUCUCUCAACUCACAUACAGCUGCUUCUAUGAAGGGAUGCUUAAAGCCUUCACACUGAGGCUGCAGCACUAGAGACUGCCUGACUGUUGGUCACAAUAGAUGACAGAGAGAGAGGAGGGGAGCGAAGAGGGCGAGCCAGAGUGUGUGUGUCUUUAUAUAUGAGUGAGUCUGUGUCACACACAUAUCAAGCGAUGAGUAGGUAAACGCUCGCACAAAAUAAAGAAAGGUUUACGCUCCACUACACCACUGGCUAUUACUACAGAGAUGUUUAGUUCUCCAAGAAGCUUUUCAUUACACAUAGCCAAACACAGAGAGAUAUUUUGCUUUGAUUAUUAAUUGAAAAGGCUAGGGAAAUAGACUUCCAUUAUUCCCUGUGUUGUGCUGGCCCGCAAUACCUUCAUGUGACUUCUCUAUAAUAUGAUUGUAUGAUUGUACUCUGCAGGCUCUUCUGAAUAGGACUAGAGCUGUGCGGUGAAAAGUGUUUUCAGCCAAGUGACAGUGUGCUCUCAGGUCAUGUUGCAGUGGGUAUUGAGCUCAUUAAACGAUUUCUAAUUCACUCUGUGCUGUGCGAUCAGACGCGGCUCUGUGGCACUUUUCAAUUAUUAUUCAAAUGUGAAGAAUACAUUCAACAAAGGCCCACCGAGACACAGACAGUUAAAGAGUCUAUGCUCACUCAACAACUCGUUUCUGUUGAUUCCAACCCAGAAAUGCAUUUUGUGUUGAGAACGGACUGUGUGGUCUCAUCCACUCAGAAGAUAUGAAACAGUCUGAUAGUUAAUCUCCCCAUGCUGUUCUGUUCCUGUGCACUGAAGCAUGAAGGAAAGAGAAAUAUCAUUUCUUUAAAGUACAUGGCCGUAUACACUGAACAAAAAUGUAAAUGCAACAUGUAAAGUGUUGGUCCUACUUGUCAUGAGCAGAAAUAAAAUCAAAUUUUCCAUACGCACAAAAAUAUAAUUUCUCUCAAAUUUUGUGCACAAAUUUGUUUACAUCCCUGUUAGUGACCAUUUAUACUUUGCCAAGAUAAUCCAUCCACCUGACAGGUGUGGCAUAUCAAGAAGCUGAUUAAACAGCAUGAUCAAUUCACAGGUGCACCUUGUGCUGGGGACAAAGAAAGUCCACUCUAAAAUUUUACGUUUUGUCACACAACACAAUGAGGGAGGGAGCGUGCAAUUGACAUGCUGACUGCAGGAAUGUCCACCAGAGCUGUUGCCAGAUAAUUUAAUGUUCGUUUCUGUACCAUAAGCCGCCUUCAACGUUGUUUUAGAGAAUUUGGCAGAAUGUCCAACUGGCCUCACAACCACAGACUACAGUUUGCACAACUGAAGAAUUUCUGCACAAACUGUCAGAAAUCGUCUUGGGGAAGCUCAUCUGCGUGCUCGUCGUCCUCCCCAGGGUCUUGACCUGACAGCAGUUCGGCAUCGUAACCGACUUCAGUGGGCAAAUACUCACCUUCGAUGGCCACUGGCACGCUGGAGGUAUCUGUGGUAUCUGUGACCAACAGAUGCAUAUCUGUAUUCCCAGUCAUGUGAGAUCCAUAGAUUAGGGCCUAAUGAAUUUAUUUCAUUUGACAACUUUCCUUAUACUGUCUGAACUGUAACUCAGUAAAAUCUUUGUUGUUGCAUGUUGCAUUUAUAUUUUUGUUCAGUGUAGCUUAUUUCAAGAAAUACCAAAGUGCAGUUUCGUAGGCUUUCAGUUUCACGGUUUAAAAACCUUACCCUAAAUCUUCUCCUCUCCUCUCGCUCUCCUCCAGAUGACCAUAAGUUCAGCGAGGCGACUGCAGUCCUGUUCACGUGGAUCGACCAUGGUGAGGUCAACCGGCGGUCAGCCAAUCACUUCUACUCUAUGAUCCAGUCGGCCAAUAGCCACGUCCGGAGGCUGAUGAGUGAGAAGGCCCAGCACGAGGAGGAGAUGGAGCUAGCUAAGGAGACGUUUAAAAAUGCCCUGCUGGCCAUACUGACUCAGUGUAAGCAUCUAACUAGACACACUAUACACUACCUGUAACACUUAAUUCUCAUAAACCCUUCCUAGACACAGUGCACUACAGGUACCUUUCACAUAGCACUAAAGGCCAGUUGUUCUAUACAGCUGUACAGUGAUAAGCCAGUAGUUGGGGAGGGUGACACUAGUCAGAGACCAGACAGAGGUAAGUACAGUACAGUGUCCUGAGCGUUCUACAGGAGAGGACCAACUGAUCUACCUAACUCCCAGGUAGGCAUCGUAGAACAGUAUCCCUCCAGCAGGCACUCUCAAACAAUGUCAAUGUACAGUAUGGACUGAUAUUGAAAUUAUAUGAAAUACGAUCUGGAAAGACAAUGAGAUGACAACAAGAUUUAUCAACGUCUUAUGACUGUUUAAAUGGUGCUAUUUUGAAUCGUAUUUUUUAUGCUCAACACUGGGAAAUAAAACAGAGCUAUAUAGUCCUCUGGUGUUGCUUUAACAUGAAAAUCCAUGAAGCAAAGUCCAGAGAUACAGAAUCACCAGAAGAGGGGAUGAUGAGGGGAUGUAGUUUUAAUGUUGACAUGGUCACAGUGCACUUGUCCAGUAGUAAUAAUUACACUUUUUAAACGUCCUAUUGUUUAUUGAAGAUGAAUAUGACAGUAUGCAAUCAGAACAGAAAAAAACUUUAAGGGCAACAUUAUUCUACUGGUGGAAAGGAUGGUGACGACUACAGACAAUUCCCAAAAGAGUUAUGAAUGAUUCAUAACAAAUUAAAGACACAUUUUAUGCAAGUUCAAUAGUAUGUCUAGACCUACUUUAUCCAUGAAAACAUUUAGUAUCACAAGCCAGCCACCCAUUGUAGAAUGUUGUCUUUGACAGUCCUGAUGGAACUGAAUCAACAGGUAUGAAAUGUAAGUACUGUACAGCACUGGGGAGGAGACACCAGGUAAUACAAUGACCGGCAUUUAACCAUAUCAGGCCCUACAAACCAACAAAAACAAUGUGUCAAAAUCACAACCCACCCAAUGAUUCUCAAUAUUGUUGCUGUCAGAUGAAAACCUUGUAACUCAGUUAUUUCCAAUGACUCUACGACCAAGAACAUUUAUUCAAAAUAGCUUCUGAAGUUUCAUAAUUGUAUGUUAAUUAAAGCUGGAAUCCGUAGUGGUGAAACUGCCACGUCCGUUUGCGAUAUUACAACAACAAAGACGUUACCUUAACCAACAAUUAUUAUUAUUAUUUUUACAUCAUUGCACAUUAUUGCACGCGUGAUAGAACAUCAGAGUAUGUACUACAGUGUUUUUUACCAAGUGGCCGAAUGCUCCUUUCUUCCUUUCAUAAACAAAACAAAACCAAUAACAAAUGUGCCUGGGCCUACGCGUGGAGCUCUUUCACCUAAUGCAGAUUCCAGCUUUAAUGAGAAAAUGUGGACGUAUUUUUCAAUUUCCUGAAAUGUUUCUGUUUCGUAGAUGAGAGGUUUUUAUCCUACAGCGAUGAUAUGUUGUUGGUGGGUGGUACAGGUAAAUGCAAUGGGGAUCUACUAACCCAGGCUGGCAGGAUGACGCUCCCUAGUGUCUCCUCUGUGUGCUGUUGUGCCUGGGUGGUACAGUAGGAUCUAAGCUCUACAUAAAGCCUUGUCUUGUCUUGACUCCCCUGUUCACCCGAAGUCGAGCAGAUCACGGCUGUGUUCACCGCUGCCUCCAGGCAGAAGGCAUGGGACCAUUUCUCUAAAGCGCAGCGCAAGAACAUAGACAUUUGGAGAAAGCAGUGUGAGGUUGGUACUCUCUCCUUACCCCCUUAUUCCUUGUCUUAUUCCUUGUCAGGUUGACAGACAGACACUCUAGCCGGGUUGACAUGAGUCCUACUGUGUUUCAUGUUGCUGUUGUUACAGACUGCUGUGGCCUCACAGAUACACAGACAGAUGGACAGAUAGAUGGACAGACUGCUGUGGCCUCACAGAUACACAGACCGAUGGACAGACCACCAUGCUGUUCUGAUCUUCUGAUGCUAUGUGUUUCUCUCCUACAGUGCCAUUCGUAUACUGUUUCCUCACAUCGAUGAAACACACACACACACAUGCACCCACACAGAGUUGGCAGGUAGCCUAGCGGUUAGAGCGUUGGGCCAGUUAACCGAAAGGUUGCUUGUUCGAAUCCCCGAGCCGACAGGGUGAAAAAUCUGUAGAUGUGCCUUUGAGCAAGAUUCAAGAUGCAGAACCUUUGUGAAGACUAGUCUAGCUUAUGGUGCCGGAGAAGAUUUAUUCUGUACAUAAUGUUUCUGCCACCGUCUCUUAUGCCCGAAAAGAGCUUCUGGAUAUUAGGACAGCGAUUACUCACCUCAUAUUGGACGAAGAUUUUUUCUUCAACGAGUCGGACGCGAAGGAUAUUCUACAGACACCCGACAAGGCCCAAAUCCCUGUCAUUCGCAUGAGAAAGAGACAGAGAUAUUGUGGACGUAAGUUGGGGUGCCUUUUAAGGAGCCAACGGCGAGCGAGUAAACUGCCUCUUCCAUAACUCCUAUUAGCCAAUGUUCAAUCAUUUGAAAAUAAAUUGGACGACCUAAGAUUAAGGUUAUCCUACCAACGGGACACAAAAAACUGUAAUAUCUUAUGUUUCACCGAGUCGUGGCUGAACGACGACAUGGAUAACAUACAGCUGGCGGGAUAUACGCUACAUCGGCAGGAUAGAACGGCUGACUCCGGUAAGACAAGGUGUGGCGGUCUGUGUAUAUUUGUAAACAACAGCUGGGGCAUAAAAUCUAAUACUAAGGAAGUCUCAAGGUUUUGCUCGCCUGAGGUAGAGUAUCUCAUGAUAAGCUGUCGACCACACUAUUUACCACACAAACCGAUGCUGGCACUAAGAUUGCACUCAAUGAGCUGUAUAAGGCCAUAAGCAAACAGGAAAACGCUCAUCCAGAGGCAGCGUUCCUAGUGGCCGGGGACUUUAAUGCAGGGAAACUUAAAUACGUUCUACCUAAUUUCUACCAGCAUGUUAAAUGUGCAACCAGAGGAAAAAAAACUCUAGACCAGCUUUACUCCACACACAGAGAAGCAUACAAAGCUCUCCCUCACCCUCCAUUUGGCAAAUUUGACCAUAACUCUUUCCUCCUGAUUCCUGCUAAUAAGCAAAAACUAAAGCAGGAAUCACCAGUCACUGUCUUCAUCAAUAAGUGCAUCGAUGACGUUGUCCCCACAGUGACCGUACAUACCCUAACCAGAAGCCAAGGAUUACAGGCAACAUCCUCACUGAGCUAAAGGGUAGAGCUGCCGCUUUCAAGGAGCGGGCCUCUAACCGGGACGUUUAUAAGAAAUCCACUAUACCCUCCGACGAACCAUCAAACAGGCAAAGAGUCAAUACAGGACUAAGAUUGAAUCGCACUACACCGGCUCCGACGCUCAUCGGAUGUGGCAGGGCUUGAAAACUAUUACAGACUACAAAGGGAAGCACAGCCGCGAGCUGCCCAGUGACACAAGCCUACCAGACGAGCUAAAUCACUUCUAUGCUCCUUCGAGGCAAGCAACACUGAAGCAUGCAUGAAAGCAUCAGCUGUUCCGGAUGACUAUGUGAUCACGGCUCUCCGUAGCCGAUGUGAGUAAAACUUUUAAGCAGGUCAACAUUCACAAGGCCGCAGGGCUAGACGGAUUACCAGGACAUGUACUCCGAGCAUGCGCUGACCAACUGGCAAAUGUCUUCACUGACAUUUUGAACAUGUCCCUGACUGAGUCUGUAAUACCAACAUGUUUCAAGCAGACCACCAUAGUCCCUGUGCCCAAGAACACUAAGAUAACCUGCCUAAAUGACUACCGACCCGUAGCACUCAAGUCUGUAGCCAUGAAGUGUUUUGAAAGGCUGGUCAUGGCUCACAUCAACACCAUUAUCUCAGAAACCCUAGACCCACUCCAAUUUGCAUACCGCCCCAAUAUUUCCACAGAUGAUGCAAUCUCUAUUGCACUCCACACUGCCCUUUCCCACCUGGACAAGAGGAACACCUACGUGAGAAUGCUAUUCAUUGACUACAGCUCAGUGUUCAACACCAUAGUGCCCUCAAAGCUCAUCACUAAGCUAAGGACCCUGGGACUAAACACCUCCCUCUGCAACUGGAUCCUGGACUUCCUGACGGGCCGCCCCCAGGUGGUAAGGGUAGGUAACAAUACAUCUGCCACGCUGAUCCUCAACACGGGGGCCCCUCAGGGGUGUGUGCUCAGUCCCCUCAUGUACUCCCUGUUCACCCAUGACUGCAUGGCCAGGCACGACUCAAAAACCAUCAUUAAGUUUGCCGACGACACAACAGUGGUAGGCCUGAUCACCGACAACGAUGAGCCAGCCUAUAGGGAGGAGGUCAAAGACCUGGCCGUGUGGUGCCAGGAUAAGAAUCUCUCCCUCAACGUGAUCAAGACAAAGAAGAUGAUUGUGGACUACAGGAAGAAAAAAAAGAGGGCUGAGCACGCCCCCAUUCUCAUCGACGGGGGGCUGUAGUGGAACAGGUUGAGAGCUUCAAGUUCCUUGGUGUCCACAUCUCCAACAAACUAUCAUGGUCCAAACACACCAAGACAGUCGUGAAGAGGGCACGACAAAGCCUAUUCCCCCUCAGGAGACUGAAAAGAUUUGGUAUGGGUCCUCAGAUCUUCAAAAAGUUCUACAGCUGCACCAUCGAGAGCAUCCUGACUGGUUGCAUCACCGCCUGGUAUGGCAGCUGCUCGGCCUCUGACCGCAAGCCACUACAGAGGGUAGUGCGUACGGCCCAGUACAUUACUGGGGCCAAGCUUCCUGCCAGGACCUCUAUACCAGGCGGUGUCAGAGGAAGGCCCUAAAAAUUGUCAAAGACUCUAGCCACCCUAGUCAUAGACUGUUCUCUCUGCUACCGCACGGCAAGCAGUACUGGAGCGCCAAGUCUAGGUCCAAAAAGCUUCUUAACAGCUUCUACCCCCAAGCCAUAAGAUUCCUGAACAGCUAAUCAUGGAUACCCGGACUAUUUGCAUUGCCCCCACACCCCACCCCCACACCCUCUUUUACGCUGCUGCUACUCUGUUUAUUAUCUGUGCAUAGUCACUUUAACUCUACGCACAUGUACAUAUUACCUCGACUAACCGGUGCCCCCGCACAUUGACUCUGUACCGGUACCACCUGUAUAUAGCCUCCCUACUGUUAUUUUAUUUUACUGCUGCUUUAAAAUUAUUUGCUAUUUUAAUUUGUUACUUAUCUAUUUUUUACUUAACACUUUUUUUAUUUUCUUAAAACUGCAUUGUUGUUUAAGGGCUUGAAAGUAAGUAUUUCACUGUAAGGUCUACACCUGUUGUAUUCGGCGCAUGUGGCAAAUAACAUUUUAUUUUAUUUUAUUUAAUUGCUCCAGGGUUGCUGUUUAUUAUGGCAGACUCUGGCCGUGACAUUGGAAAUGUGUUUUUUGCAUAUUCCAACUCUCCCUGAGACACCCUCAGGGAGUGGGGAUAUGCAAAAAAAACACAUUUCCAAUUCACACUUGUAAAUAGGACAAAUAUAAGCACCCAUCAAAUUAUUUAUUUUAUUACACCCACAAGCGCAGAUGUAACCUUCUAGAAAGUGUGAGCGGGUGCUUUGGUAUCAGAGGCUUCCAGGGUUAAGACUCAGAUCAAUAAUUCAUUGGGAGUAUAACGAGUCAGCAUUCUGGAAUAUUCAUUACGUAAGGGAUAAUCAACGAGGGGCUAUGCAUUCUCUGGAAAAUAGUGCACGACGUGGAAGGUGUGUUCCACGACGCGUUAGUGGAGUGGAACCCACCUUCCACAGAGUUGCAUUAUUUUCCAUAGAACACAUAAAGCCCUGAGUUGAUUAUCAAUUUUAUACCAUGGCAAGAAAUUAACAUAUUUGCCGCUAGAAAUGUAUUAAUUUGGCAGUAGAAAUGUGACAACAUCCACUGAAGUAGCUUUACUAGCUAGCUAGAUAGCUACAGUAGUUGCCGUGGUAACCAAACAAACAGACUUGUUAGCUUAGCUAACCAAACCAUCAUCCUAUCUUGCUAUUAUUAAAAUCGAAUUAAACUAUGCCAAUAAUGUUUUCAAUUCGACUUUUGCUAUCAAAAGCAGCUCAAAAAUAGAAUGAACUUCAUAGCCAUUUAAUUAUACCGUGCAAUUAUACUGUGCGUUCUAGGGAAACAAUGUAUGCUCUAGAAUGCCCUUCAAACCAAUCAGAAACGAGUAUUCAACAAUGCGAUGGUAUAAAUGUUAGUUAUCACUUUCAUUAGAACUAAACAAAAACAUCCUAUUGAUCUCAUGGAAUUGGAAUCUUUUAGGUUGUAGAAACACUGCACAAACCUGGAUGUGAAAAAUAUAUUAUUAUACACCCCCUUGGUCUUGAUUUGGCCAUUUGGAGACCAUGAAUUGAAAGUAAUGAUAUGAGGAUGUCUGUCUGUGGGGACCAGAGUUAUCAGGACAGAUGUUAACCUAAUAUGACCAUUCAUACUAGGGUUGGGCGGUAUCCAGAUUUUCAUACCUUCAUACCAUACUGUUCCUGUACCAUACUGGGGUAUACGGUAUUACCGGCAGUGCACACAAGUGGCGCUAUUUCUAUCCAAACAUUAAAGAAACGCACAAAACAAAUUUAGGCAGCAGGGAUCCUGAACCAGGAGGGGAUUGAUUGUCUCUGCUGAAACCUAUAAGCUUGAUUUGACCUUGCAAGCUAGCCCCCCCCCCCCCCCCCCCCCCCACCCCGGUAUAUACGGUAUACCGCCCAAGCCUAAUUCAUACUGCAAGCCCUCUAUGUUCAUACAGUACAUGUCUCUAAGUCAAGUCGGUGAGAAAGGAAUCAUCACUAUUGUCAUAGCAACCAGAGGUAAGGCAUUGCUUUGGAAGAAGUGACACACAGUGGAGUGAGUCUUGCUAGAAUGCCACCAUUGUGAAAUCCUUCGUUAAGGGUCAGUAGUAUGCUUGGUAAGUGUUCAAGUAGUUCAAGUAAGGUACUGUAACUCUGCAGCCUGAAGCGUCAUAGAUUAUCUGAAUGACAAAUGGCUGUGAAUUAAUUAGCUACUGAUGUCAGUAUCCACAUCCUCCAUGACAGUAGUAUGAAAUUACAGUUUGAAUAUGAACUGAUAAUGGAGACGGCAGAAAUCAUGAGAUCAGAUACGGCUCUAAAUACCAUUGGUCUUCAUGCCCUACUGUAGCUUCUAAGAAAAAGGCUCUGGCUGGUUCAGUACUGCAGCUCACAGUCACACAUAACAAAGCCCUCCAUCCAACCCUCUCUCCCUUCUCUCUCUUCCUUCUCUUCUCAUAACUCCAUCCCACUCUCCCAUAGCUGAGUCAUUGCUAAGCAUAUUUACUCUAUCUGAGGAGAGAUUUCACAGUGGUGGUAUUAGACAGCCUCACAGCUGAGAUAGUACUAGUUAUCAGAGCAGCUGGAAGAAUGAGAUGAUUUCUAUGCUCUGUCUUUAGCAUGUUUUUAAAAAUGAAUCGUUCAAACUGCCCAUAGGCACAGAUCUAGGAUCAGUUUACCGUACCCCCUAAAUCCUAACCAUAACCCUUGGGGACGUGAAACACAAAACUGAUGUUGGAUCAGUGUCUAAGGCCAAUUUGAUCCUCUUCCACCACAGACUCUGUCCACAGGUACAACAUAUAAAGUUUGUUUUAGAACACAUUACCAGGAGCAGUCUGGUUGAAACCAUUUUUAGACAGGCAUCUGGCUGGGUGUAUAGGACUGAGAAACUGAGGGGUCCUUGUGUUGUGAUGUGACAGGAGCUGAGAAAUGCCCACAGUGAGGAGAUCAUGGGGAUUCGCCGGGAGGAGGAGAUGGAGAUGUCUGACGACGACUCGGAUGAGAGCCCCUGUAAGAAGAUACGCAUGGAGGAAAACGGUAGGACAGACACAAGCCCAAUCCCAAAUCUACGCCUGGCAUAGUCCAUAUCCCCUAGCCCUUGGCCCUUAACCCCUAGCCCCUAGGCACUUGUACCUUUUAAUGAUGGCAGGCCACUGUAGCUCAUAAAUCACCAGACUGCUAAAGUAUACAGUGCCUUCAGAAAUUAUUCAUACCCCUUGACUUAUUCCACAUUUUGUUGUGUUACAGCCUGAAUUCAAAAUGGAGUAAAUAGAUGUUUUAUCUCACACAUCUACACACAAUACCCCAUAAUGACAAAGUGAAACCAUGUUUUUAGAAAUGUUUGCAAAUGUAUUGAAAAGGAAAUACAGAAAUAUCUCAUUUACAUAAGUAUUCACACCCCUGACUCAAUACAUGUCAGAAUCACCUUUGGCAGUGAUUACAGCUGUGAGUCUUUCUGGUUAAGUCUAUAAGAGCUUUGCACACCUGGAUUGUACAAUAUUUGCACAUUAUUAUUUUUUAAAUUCUUCAAACUCUGUCAAGUUGGAUGUUGAUCAUUGCUAGACAGCCAUUUUCAAGAUUUUCAAGACGAUUUAAUUUAAAACUGUAAUUAGGCCACUCAGGAACAUUCAAUGUCGUCUUGGUAAACAACUCCAGUGUAUAUUUGGCCUUGUGUUUUAGGUUAUUGUCCUGCUGAAAGAUGAAUUUGUCUCCCAGUGUCUGUUGGAAAGCAGACUGAACCAGGUUUUCCUCUAGGAUUUUGCCUGUGCUUAGCUCUAUUCCGUCUCUUUUUAUCAUAAAAAACUCCAUAGUCCUUGCCGAUGACAAGCAUUCCCAUAACAUGAUGCAGCUACCACCAUGCUUGAAAAUAUGAAGAGUGGUACUCAGUCAUGUGUUGUGUUGGAUUUGCCCCAAACAUAAUGCUUUUAUAUUCAUGACAUAAAGUUCAUUUCUUUGCCAAAUGUUUUACAGUUUUACUUUAGUGCCUUAUUGCAAAUAGGAUGCAUGUUUUGGAAAUAUUUGUAUUCUGUAAAUGCUUCCUUCUUUUCAAUCUGUCAUUUAGGUUAGUAUUGUGGAUAACAAAAAUGUUGUUGAUCCAUCCUCAGUUUUCUCCUAUCACAGCCAUUAACUGUUUUAAAGUCAUCAUUGGCCUCAUGGUGAAAUCCCUGAGCGGUUUCCUUCCUCUCUGGCAACUGAAUUAGGAAGGACAUCUGUAUCUUUGUAGUGACUGGGUGUAUUGAUGCACCAUCCAAAGUGUAAUUAAUAACUUCACCAUGCUCAAAGGGAUAUUCAAUGUCAGAUUUUUUUUUUUUUUACCCAUCUACCAAUAGGUGCCCUUCUUUGCGAGGCAUUGGAAAACCUCCCUGGUCUUUGUGUGUGUGUAUGUGUGCGUGUGCGUGUGUGCGUGUAUAUGUGUAUUUGUGUGUAUGUUGUGUCUAACCCGCUCUCCCCUCCUCCUCUCCAGGAGUGUGUGGCCAGUCUGGGGCCUCUCUGAGGGAGGAGAAUGACUCUCUGCGCUGGCAGCUGGAUGCCUACAGGAACGAGGUGGAGCUGCUGAGGAAGGAGCAAGGCAAGACCUGCCGCCCUGACGACCCUGAACACUUCCCCGACACACACACACACCUGCUGCAGCAGAGCAUGCACAACAUGCAACAGGUACACACACCUGCUACAGCAGAGCAUGCACAACAUGCAACAGGUACACACACCUGCUACAGCAGAGCAUGCACAACAUGCAGCAGUUACAUUCCACCAUCUACACCUGUAUCAUACUGCACCUGUGAUUACACUAUUGUGAUUGUGAUUAUACCAACAGUAAUUGCAGUGGUGGAAAAAGUACUCAACUCAUACUUGAGUAAGAGUACAAAGUAAAAGUAAAUGCUAUACUGUACAUCAAAUUCCUUAUAUUAAGCAAACCAGACGGCACGAUUUUCUUGUUUUUUUAAAAUUUACGGACAGCCAGGGGCACACUCCAACACUCAGACAUAAUAUGCAAACACAGUAUUUGUGUUUAGUGAGUCCGCCAGAUCAGAGGUAGUAGGGAUGACAACACAUUAUAUUGAUUGGUGUGUGAAUUAGACAUUUCUUUGUUUUUUUUACCCUUAUUUUACCAGGUAAGUUGACUGAGAACACAUUCUCAUUUACAGCAAUGACCUGGGGAAUAGUUGUCCUGCCUGAGCAUUCAGAAUGUGGGCUGGGCAUCCUGAAGAUGCAUGACACUAUAAUUAUAACAUAAAUCAAAUCAAAAAAUGUAACGAGUACUUUUAGGUGUCAGGGAAAAUGUAUGAAGUAAAAAGUACAUAUUUUCUUUAGGAAUAUAGUGGAGUAAAAGUAAAAGUUGUACAAAAUAUAAAUAGUAAAGUAAAGUACAGAUACCCCCCCAAAGAAGACUGAAGUAGUACUUUCAAGUAUUUUUACUUACACCACUGAGUAAUUGAUAAAGCAUCAAUACAAUACAGUGCCAACACUGCCAUCACAUGCUGCAGGUAUUUGGACCGGUGCUUUCACCAGCAAAAGGUCAUAGCACAAGUACAUAGGACACAGAGCAUUAGAGACUGAUGUAUUCUGACUCCUGUCUACCGCAAUCACAAUCCCUCCCUUUACAACCUGACUCAGACAGACCAACACACCACAACACACAGUCACACCUCUGCUUACUGUUGUUCCUGCUUACUCUAGCACUAACACCUUCUGCCACUGGUGUCUCCUCUGUGUUCAUCAUCUUCUCUGUUGUUUUUGUCCUCCCAGCACUGUGUGGUUCUCUCUGUGUCUCUCUAUCUAACUGUGUUGUGGUCUGUUGUGUAACUGUCUAUCUCUGUGUCUCUCUAUCUAACUGUGUUGUGGUCUGUUGUGUAACUGUCUCUCUGUGUCUCUCUAUCUAUCUCUUUUGUGGUCUGUUGUGUAACUCUAACAGCCUCUCUCUGUGUGUCUCUCUCCUCCCAGCAACUGCUGAGUCUGCAGGAGCAGCUGAGGAGUAAGGAGGUGGAGCUGGAGCAGGCUAGAGACGAACACAGAUACCUGCAGGGAGAAGUCCUAGCCCUGAGAGACAAGGUGAGAGAACAUGCACGCACGCACACACAUGCACACACACACACACACACAUACACACACGAGUGUAAACUCAUAUGACUGAGCUAGAUGGAAGGGAGUUAGGGACAUGGUUUUCAUGUAGUGGCAGUCUAGUAUUUAUUUUGGCAGGCUACUAUACAGUAACUGUCUCUUAAAGUAUUCUCCUUAUCUCCCUCCAUAUGUCUUUCUAUUGUUGUUUCUAUGCAAGUGGCUCUCUCUUUCUCUCACUUUCCCUCAGUAGGGGGUCACACGAACGCACACACGCGCACACACACACGCACAUGCACAUGCACACACACAUACUUUGCAUCCCCAGAAGCACUGUACUGUUGCGUGAGAAUAAUACAACCAGUGGAUGGAUGAAUAUCUUUCUGAUUCUAUCUGAUUAUGCUAACUGUUACUGGUGCAUGACUGUUAUUGGACUGAGGUAAUGGGAACAUCAAUAAGAACAGAGCUCCUGUGGAGAAAGAGUGUAUUCAGCUGGAAUCAGAUAGAUGGAUACCUAGAGAGGAUAAAUUGAUUAACAAAUAGAAAGAUAGAUAGAACCUCCAGGGAGGAUAUAUUGUUUCCAUACAGUCUAAAGAUCCUACAUACACUACAUGAUAAUAAUGUGGACACCUGCUCGUCGAACAUCUCAUUCCAAAAUCAUGGGCAUUAAUAUGGAGUUGGUUCCCCCUUUGCUGCUAUAACAGUCUCCACUCUUCUGGGAAGGCUUUCCACUAGAUGUUGGAACAUUUCUGCAGGGACUUGCUCCCAUUCAGCCACAAGAGCAUUAGUGAGGUCGGGCACUGAUGUUGGGCGAUUAGGCCUGGCUCGCAGUCUGCGUUCCAAUUCAUCCCAAAGGUGUUCGAUGGGGUUGAGGUCAGGGCUCAGUGCAGGCCAGUCAAGUUCUUCCACGACAAACCAUUUCUUUAUGGAUCUCGCUUUGUGCACCGGGGCAUUGUCAUGCUGAAACAGGAAAGGGCCUUCCCCAAAUUGUUGCCAAGUUGGAAGCACAGAACCGUCUAGAAUGUCAUUGUAUGCUGAAGCGUUAAGAUUUCCCUUCACUGGAACUAAGAGGCCUAGCCCGAACCAUGAAAAACAGCCCCAGACCAUUAUUCCUCCUCCACCAAACUUUACAUUUGACACUAUGCAUUGGAAUAGGUAGCGUUCUCCUGGCAUCUGCCAAACCCAGAUUUGUCCGUCGGACUGCCAGAUGGUGAAGCGUGAUUCAUCACUCCAGAGAACGCGUUUCCACUGUUCCAGAGACCAAUGGCAGCGAGCUUUACACCACUCCAGCCGAGGCUUGGCAUUUCGCAUGGUGAUCUUAGGCUUGUGUGCGGCUACUCGGCCAUGGAAACCCAUUUCAUGAAGCUCCUGACAAACAGUUUUUGUGCUGAUGUUGCUUCCAGGGCAGUUUGGUACUCGGUAGUGAGUGUUGCAACCGAGGACAGACGAUUUUUAUGCGCUACGCACUUCAGCAUUCGGCGGUCCCGUUCUGUGAGCUUGUGUUGCCUACCACUUCGCGGCUGAGCCGCUGUUGUUGCUCCUAGACAUUUCCACUUCACAAUAACAGCACGUACAGUUGACCGGGGCAGCUCUAGCAGGGCAGUAAUUUUACGAACUGACUUAUUGGAAAAGUGGCAUCCCAUUCUCCUGCCAAUGUUUGUGUAUGGAGAUUGCAUGGCAGUGUGCUCGAUUUUAUACACCUGUCAGCAACAGGUGUGGCUGAAAUAGCCGAAUCCACUAAUUUGAAGGGGUGUCCACAUACUUUUGUGUAUAUACAGUGGGGGAAAAAAGUAUUUAGUCAAAUCAAAUCAAAUCACAUUUUAUUGGUCACAUGCGCCGAAUACAACAGGUGCAGACAUUACAGUGAAAUGCUUACUUACAGCCCUUAACCAACAGUGCAUUUAUUUUAAACAAAAAAAGUAAAAAUAAAACAACAACAAAAAAAAAGUGUUGAGAAAAAAAAGAGCAGAAGUAAAAUAAAGUGACGGUAGGGAGGCUAUAUAUACAGGGGGGUACCGUUGCAGAGUCAAUGUGCGGGGGCACCGGCUAGUUGAGGUAGUUGAGGUAAUAUGUACAUGUGGGUAGAGUUAAAGUGACUAUGCAUAAAUAAUUAACAGAGUAGCAGCAGCGUAAAAAGGAUGGGGUGGGGGGGCAGUGCAAAUAGUCCGGGUAGCCAUGAUUAGCUGUUCAGGAGUCUUAUGGCUUGGUGGUAGAAGCUGUUGAGAAGUCUUUUGGACCUAGACUUGGCACUCCGGUACCGCUUGCCGUGCGGUAGCAGAGAGAACAGUCUAUGACUAGGGUGGCUGGAGUCUUUGACAAUUUUGAGGGCCUUCCUCUGACACCGCCUGGUAUAGAGGUCCUGGAUGGCAGGAAGCUUUGCCCCAGUGAUGUACUGGGCCGUACGCACUACCCUCUGUAGUGCCUUGCGGUCGGAGGCCAAGCAGUUGCCAUACCAGGCGGUGAUGCAACCAGUCAGGAUGCUCUCGAUGGUGCAGCUGUAGAAUUUUUUGAGGAUCUGAGGACCCAUGCCAAAUCUUUUCAGUCUCCUGAGGGGGAAUAGGCUUUGUCGUAACCUCUUCACGACUGUCUUGGUGUGUUUGGACCGUGAUCGUUCGUUGGUGAUGUGGACACCAAGGAACUUGAAGCUCUCAACCUGUUCCACUACAGCCCCAUCGAUGAGAAUGGGGGCGUGCUCAGUCCUCUUUUUUUUCCUGUAGUCCACAAUCAUCUCCUUUGUCUUGGUCACGUUGAGGGAGAGGUUGUUGUCCUGGCACCAUACGGCCAGAUCUCUGACCUCCUCCCUAUAGGCUGUCUCAUCGUUGUCGGUGAUCAGGCCUACCACUGUUGUGUCGUCGGCAAACUUAAUGAUGGUGUUGGAGUCGUGCCUGGCCAUGCAGUCAUGGGUGAACAGAGAGUACAGGAGGGGACUGAGCACGCACCCCUGAGGGGCCCCCGUGUUGAGGAUCAGUGUGGCAGAUGUGUUGUUACCUACCCUUACCACCUGGGGGCGGCCUGUCAGGAAGUCCAGGAUCCAGUUGCAGAGGGAGGUGUUUAGUCCCAGGAUCCUUAGCUUAGUGAUGAGCUUAGAGGGCACUAUGGUGUUGAAUGCUGAGCUGUAGUCAAUGAAUAGCAUUCUCACGUAGGUGUUCCUCUUGUCCAGGUGGGAAAGGGCAGUGUGGAGUGCAAUAGAGAUUGCAUCAUCUGUGGAUCUGUUGGGGCGGUAUGCAAAUUGGAGUGGGGCUAGGGUUUCUGGGAUAAUGCUGUUGAUGUGAGCCAUGACCAGCCUUUCAAAGCACUUCAUGGCUACAGACGUCAGUGCUACGGGUCGGUAGUCAUUUAGGCAGGUUAUCUUAGAGUCCUUGGGCACGGGGACUAUGGUGGUCUGCUUGAAACAUGUUGGUAUUACAGACUCAGUCAGGGACAUGUUGAAAAUGUCAGUGAAGACACUUGCCAGUUGGUCAGCACAUGCUCGGAGUACACGUCCUGGUAAUCCGUCUGGCCCUGCGGCCUUGUGAAUGUUGACCUGCUUAAAAGUCUUACUCACAUCGGCUACGGAGAGCGUGAUCACAUAGUCAUCCGGAACAGCUGGUGCUCUCAUGCAUGCUUCAGUGUUGCUUGCCUCGAAGCGAGCGUAGAAGUGGUUUAGCUCGUCUGGUAGGCUUGUGUCACUGGGCAGCUCGCGGCUGUGCUUCCCUUUGUAGUCUGUAAUAGUUUUCAAGCCCUGCCACAUCCGACGAGCGUCAGAGCCAGUGUAGUACGAUUCAAUCUUAGUCCUGUAUUGACUCUUUGCCUGUUUGAUGGUUCGUCGGAGGUCAUAGCGGGAUUUCUUAUAAGCGUCCGGGUUAGAGUCCCGUUCCUUGAAGGCGGCAGCUCUACCCUUUAGCUCAGUGUGGAUGUUUCCUGUAAUCCAUGGCUUCUGGUUGGGGUAUGUACGUACGGUCACUGUGGGGAUGACAUCAUCGAUGCACUUAUUGAUGAAGCCAGUCACUGAUGUGGUGUACUCCUCAAUGCUGUCUGAAGAAUCCCGGAACAUGUUCCAGUCUGUGCUAGCAAAACAGUCCUGUAGCUUAGCAUCUGCGUCAUCUGACCACUUUUUUAUUAACCGAGUCACUGGUGCUUCCUGCUUUAGUUUUUGCUUAUAAGCAGGAAUCAGGAGGAUAGUCAGCCACCAAUUGUGCAAGUUCUCUCACUUAAAAAGAUGAGAGAGGCCUGUAAUUUUCAUCAUAGGUACAAGUCAACUAUGACAGACAAAUUGAGAAAAAAAAAUCCAGAAAAUCACAUUGUAGGAUUUUUAAUGAAUUUAUUUGCAAAUUAUGGUUACCUGUAUUAAUGGCACCUGUUUGAACUUGUUAUCAGUAUAAAAGACACCUGUCCACAACCUCAAACAGUCACACUCCAAACUCCACUAUGGCCAAGACCAAAGAGCUGUCAAAGGACACCAGAAACAAAAUUGUAGACCUGCACCAGGCUGGGAAGACUGAAUCUGCAAUAGAUAAGCAGCUUGGUUUGAAGAAAUCAACUGUGGGAGCAAUUAUUAGGAAAUGGAAGACAUACAAGACCACUGAUAAUCUCCCUCGAUCUGGGGCUCCACGCAAGAUCUCACCCCGUGGGGUCAAAAUGAUCACAAGAACGGUGAGCAAAAAUCCCAGAACCACACGGGGGGACCUAGUGAAUGACCUGCAGAGAGCUGGGACCAAAGUAACACAGCCUACCAUCAGUAACACACUACGCCGCCAGGGACUCAAAUCCUGCAGUGCCAGACGUGUCCCCCUGCUUAAGCCAGUACAUGUCCAGGCCCGUCUGACGUUUGCUAGAGUGCAUUUGGAUGAUCCAGAAGAGGAUUGGGAGAAUGUCAUAUGGUCAGAUGAAACCAAAAUAGAACUUUUUGGUAAAAACUCAACUCGUCGUAUUUGGAGGACAAAGAAUGCUGAGUUACAUCCAAAGAACACCAUACCUACUGUGAAGCAUGGGGGUGGAAACAUCAUGCUUUGGGGCUGUUUUUCUGCAAAGGGACCAGGACGACUGAUCCGUGUAAAGGAAAGAAUGAAUGGGGCCAUGUAUCGUGAGAUUUUGAGUGAAAACCUCCUUCCAUCAGCAAGGGCAUUGAAGAUGAAACGUGGCUGGGUCUUUCAGCAUGACAAUGAUCCCAAACACACCGCCCGGGCAACGAAGGAGUGGCUUCGUAAGAAGCAUUUCAAGGUCCUGGAGUGGCCUAGCCAGUCUCCAGAUCUCAACCCCAUAGAAAAUCUUUGGAGGGAGUUGAAAGUCCGUGUUGCCCAGCGACAGCCCCAAAACAUCACUGCUCUAGAGGAGAUCUGCAUGGAGGAAUGGGCCAAAAUACCAGCAACAGUGUGUGAAAACCUUGUGAAGACUUACAGAAAACGUUUGGCCUGUGUCAUUGCCAACAAAGGGUAUAUAACAAAGUAUUGAGAAAGUUUUGUUAUUGACCAAAUACUUAUUUUCCACCAUAAUUUGCAAAUAAAUUCAUUAAAAAUCCUACAAUGUGAUUUUCUGGAAUUUAUUUUCUUAUUUUGUCUGUCAUAGUUGACGUGUACCUAUGAUGAAAAUUACAGGCCUCUCUCAUCUUUUUAAGUGGGAGAACUUGCACAAUUGGUGGCUGACUAAAUACUUUUUCCCCCCACUGUAUAGUGUAAAACAACAGCUAUCUGGAUCCUUCUUCUGUUACUAAGAACAUGCUCUAUGCCUCUGAUUGUUACCAGGGUUACCAGUGUGAAUGGUCAGUACUUGAUGUUGGUCUCUGUCUUGAUCUCUGUCUGUCUUGUUCUCUGUCUGUCUUGUUUUCAGAUGCUGACUAAUGGGGAUGUAGUGGUAGUGGAGGGGAACAACGGAGAAACACCUGAGAAGGUCAGUCUGCCCCAACACACACCACUAAACAGUACCCACACAAUACUCUACACACACACACACAUGCACUUAACAUCUCUGUACCCUCUUCUUGAGUGCUUUUAUUGACCCAGCCAGCUAGUGUGAGGAGACGUCAGUGUCUGAUGAUGUUUUCAGAGCAGGGGGGUAGGCCUAUGCAUUAAGGGUGGGGGUGAUAUGGGGGGUAAGUAAAAUAGUGUUUGUGUGUGGAGGGGUUAGGGUUUGUAGUGGCUUACUGUGUAUGUCCCUUGUGCCCUGUGAAAGGCAGACUUGGACUGGAGAAGGAGAGAGGAGAAUCUCAUUGGAGUAACACCAGUAGCACGAGCCACUCUCCUCUCUCUCAUAAAAAUAACACUACCCCAGUGACUACACACACACACAUGGUCGCACGUACACACAAACAGUACAUACAUACACACACACACAUACACACACACACACACACACACACACACACAGAGACAGACACGUGUGCUGAACUUUAUUCUACCCCUGUAGUUACUGAACUGGAAGCUGAUACCCAUCUGAGAGCUGAUACCCAUCUGAUAGCUGAUACCAUGCAGUAGUAUCAGUUCCCAUUGCAUUUGUGUGUCUAUAAGGACUAACACAGCAUUGUGUGUGUGUAUACAGGUAGUGAACGGGUGUGCGACCACUCUGUACCGCAGCAGAGACAGGAGGAGUGAAGCAACCAUGAGAGGAGCCCUCACAUCAGAGAGAGAGGCUCUGCUACUGGGUGAAUAUCAUCUACUAUGUAUAUUAGACACUCUUUACUGGAAAGCAUAUUGUCUACAUUGUCUCCUUUUCUUCUGUAAUAGUCAUCUGACUGGGAGUGUUUUAAUGGUUGGGGUUAGGCUGAGGGUACGGGGUGGAUUGGUACAUGUUGGAGGGGGGCCAAUGUUUAAUGGGGCCAAAUGGUUUUGAAACAGCCCACGCCUGUCUGUCAUGUUCUUGGAUGAAGAACCCAAGGACCGGGAUGGGGGGUUGGAUGGAGGGGGACUCAGGGGACAGGUACUGUGGGUCUGCUUGCCAAGCAGGACUCUGCUGACCCUGGCCACACACACAUAGAAUAAUCCCCUAUACACACACACACACGCAGGCACGCGCACACACACAAACAUUAUUUCUCCCGGCUGCACACAGCGGUGCUGUGGUUGUGUUCUCACACAGAAACACACUCCAUCCACACAGAAACACACUCCAUCGUAGGGCACUGGGGACACAGUGACAGACGAGGACGCCGUCAGCCAGAACAGAAGAAAAGACGAACCGGUUCCAGGAGAGAGGAGAGAAAGAGACUGACUGGAGAACACAAAUUGACUAAUUCUCCCGUGGCUCUCCUCUCCCUCUCUCUCCUCCCCUUCUAUCUCUCUCCCUCUCUCCUCCCCCUCUACCUCUCCCUCUCUCUCCUCCCCCUCUACCCCUCCCUCUCUAUUUCUCCCUCUAUCUCCUCCCCCUCUAUCUGUCUCCCUCUCUCCUCCCCCUCAACCUCUCCCUCUCUCUCCUCCCCUCUAUCCCUCCCUCUCUCUCCUCCCCCUCUCUCUCUCCUCCCCCUCUACUGCUCGCUCACUCUCCUCCCCCUCUAUCUCUCUCCCUCUCUCCACCCACUCUACCUCUCCCUCUCUCUCCUCCCCCUCUAUCUCUCUCCAUCUCUCCUCCCCCUCUACCUCUCCUCCCUUUAAGCUCCCAGAAAUACAGUGGGGGAAAAAAGUAUUUAGUCAGCCACCAAUUGUGCAAGUUCUCCCACUUAAAAAGAUGAGAGAGGCCUGUAAUUUUCAACAUAGGUACACGUCAAAUAUGACAGACAAAAUGAGAAAAAAAAUCCAGAAAAUCACAUUGUAGGAUUUUUAAUGAAUUUAUUUGCAAAUUAUGGUGGAAAAUAAGUAUUUGGUCAAUAACAAAACUUUCUCAAUACUUUGUUAUAUACCCUUUGUUGGCAAUGACACAGGUCAAACGUUUUCUGUAAGUCUUCACAAGGUUUUCACACACUGUUGCUGAUAUUUUGGCCCAUUCCUCCAUGCAGAUCUCCUCUAGAGCAGUGAUGUUUUGGGGCUGUCGCUGGGCAACACGGACUUUCAACUCCCUCCAAAGAUUUUCUAUGGGGUUAAGAUCUGGAGACUGGCUAGGCCACUCCAGGACCUUGAAAUGCUUCUUACGAAGCCACUCCUUCGUUGCCCGGGCGGUGUGUUUGGGAUCAUUGUCAUGCUGAAAGACCCAGCCACGUUUCAUCUUCAAUGCCCUUGCUGAUGGAAGGAGGUUUUCACUCAAAAUCUCACGAUACAUGGCCCCAGUCAUUCUUUCCUUUACACGGAUCAGUCGUCCUGGUCCCUAAGCAGAAAAACAGCCACAAAGCAUGAUGUUUCUACCCCCAUGCUUCACAGUAGGUAUGGUGUUCUUUGGAUGCAACUCAGCAUUCUUUGUCCUCCAAACACGACGAGUUGAGUUUUUACCAAAAAGUUCUAUUUUGGUUUCAUCUGACCAUAUGACAUUCUCCCAAUCCUCUUCUGGAUCAUCCAAAUGCACUCUAGCAAACUUCAGACGGGCCUGGACAUGUACUGGCUUAAGCAGGGGGACACGUCUGGCACUGCAGGAUUUGAGUCCCUGGCGGCGUAAUGUGUUACUGAUGGUAGGCUUUGUUACUUUGGUCCCAGCUCUCUGCAGGUCAUUCACUAGGUCCCCCCGUGUGGUUCUGGGAUUUUUGCUCACCGUUCUUGUGAUAAUUUUUACCCCACGGGGUGAGAUCUUGCGUGGAGCCCCAGAUCGAGGGAGAUUAUCAGUGGUCUUGUAUGUCUUCCAUUUCCUAAUAAUUGCUCCCACAGUUGAUUUCUUCAAACCAAGCUGCUUACCUAUUGCAGAUUCAGUCUUCCCAGCCUGGUGCAGGUCUACAAUUUUGUUUCUGGUGUCCUUUGACAGCUCUUUGGUCUUGGCCAUAGUGGAGUUUGGAGUGUGACUGUUUGAGGUUGUGGACAGGUGUCUUUUAUACUGAUAACAAGUUCAAACAGGUGCCAUUAAUACAGGUAACGAGUGGAGGACAGAGGAGCCUCUUAAAGAAGAAGUUACAGGUCUGUGAGAGCCAGAAAUCUUGCUUGUUUGUAGGUGACCAAAUACUUAUUUUCCACCAUAAUUUGCAAAUAAAUUCAUAAAAAAUCCUACAAUGUGAUUUUCUGGAUUUUUUUUCUCUCAAUUUGUCUGUCAUAGUUGACGUGUACCUAUGAUGAAAAUUACAGGCCUCUCUCAUCUUUUUAAGUGGGAGAACUUGCACAAUUGGUGGCUGACUAAAUACUUUUUUUCCCCACUGUAUAAUUUCAUCACAAAAGGAAAGCAGCCUCUAUCUGAUUCUGACUGGACUGAUUUUAUUAGCCUGAUUUCCUUUUGUUUCCUGUCACUGUAUGAAUCUCCAUACAACAAGCACAAAAUAGUUCUGUGCCAAUUCUCAGAUGUACAGCUAGAAAGCGGAGCUCCCUUUGGUGCUGCAGGGAGGUGAAAGCAGCCUGCUUGGUGUAAAACAGAGCCAGGAGCUGGUUGGAGCAGAGGAGAGUAGAGAGGAGAGCAGAGGAGAGAGUAGUAGGCAGCAGCACAUUUAUCUCUUUUAGCGCGGCACACAGAAAGCAAACAUGAAGGAGAGUAGAGGCAGAGCUCUCUAUCUCCCCGCCAGCAAGCCGCCCUGCCUGCUUCCCUGCCUGCCGCAGACACUACAGCUUCUGGGCUUUUCAUUCACACCUACACACACAGACAUGCGCCAGCAUGCAUGGAUACACACACGUCUGCAAUCUGCAAACACCCCCCCCACAUCCCCCCCUCUCCGGCAGCAGUGUGGCAAUUAUGUGUGAGUAGUGGUGGCUGAGGGAAGUGAAUUAGUCCUGAAAUGGGCAAUGUUACGUCAUAUAAAUCAGGGGAAUAAAUAUUGUCUCAGGGUUCCCAGGGGACCGCACUAUAUUCUCUCCCCCCUGAGUUGCUGUGCUACCUCUGCAGGACUUCUCACAAGUAAUCAACUCAAAUACUCUUUGAGCUCGGACCAGCGUUUUUCAUGACGGCGCGGGAUGCAUUUAUUGCAUGGCAUUGUCAGCAAGAUACAGAUUGCAGCUCUGCAGGAGAACUGGAGCUGAACAGCCUGUGUUUUUCCCUUCCCUCUCUCUUCCUCUUCCUCUCUCUCUCUCUCUCUCUCUCUGCAGGCAUCAUAUCUACCUUCCUCCAUGUCCACCCGUUUGGAGCCAACAUCGACUAUCUGUGGUCCUACAUUCAGAGACUGGACACUACGGUCAGUUUCUAUAUAUGAAAUAGUCACUAAAAUAGAGAAAGGGAAAAAAGCUGGGGGGAAAUGAAAUCUCAUCUAAUUGUUACACAAAUAAGAAGUUAGACCUGUUAGGUGAUCCCACCUGUCCCUGUCCCUCUCCCGUCCAGGUGUCAGCGAGGGAGUUGGAGUCUCUGAUGGGUCGUCUGCCCAGUGUCUUCAGACAGGAGCUGAGUGGAGUGGGAGCCACACUGGAGAAACGAUGGAAGUUCUGUGGCUUCCAGAGCCUCGGCUCCGUG